GUGCUGCCCGCGCUCAUGUCCUCUCUUUCUAUCCUGCACCCCACCUGCGCCGUUUAGCAAUACGCGCCGCUCCCUUCCAGAAACAAACCAAAUUCUGAUUUUCUCCAUUUCUUUUGCCAAACUCUUUCCUACCACAGCAGUCACUCACUCCCACCAUUUCCCCCCACCCGCAAAUUUCGAUUUUCAAUAAGGUUUAGGAUUAGGGUUUUGUCCCCACUCUCAAUCGAACUUAUAUGCAGUUCGCGUAAUCGAGUAUCUGUUUCUGGGGGUGUGUUGUGCUGAUAAUUUUGGGAAAUUAGGGUUAUUCUUUGUGAUAUUCUCCUGACUUGAUUCUCCAAUGCUUUGGCGUAGCUAGUUUGUGUAGCAUUUAUAUGGCUCCGAGCCGGAGAAAAGGUGCGAGUAAGGCGGCGGCAGCGGCGGCUCGGCGGAAGUGGGAAGUCGGCGAUCUCGUGCUCGCUAAAGUCAAGGGCUUUCCGGCCUGGCCUGCCACUGUGAGCGAGCCACAGAAGUGGGGUUACCCUACUGAUCUGAAGAAAGUACUUGUUCACUUUUUUGGGACUCAACAAAUUGCUUUCUGUAAUCAUGCUGAUGUUGAAGAGUUCACGGAAGAGAAAAAAGUAUCUCUGCUAGGUAAACGCCAUGGCAAAGGUUCUGAUUUUGCUCGUGCAUUAAGAGAGAUAGUUGAUUGCUUUGAGAAGCUGAAGAAACAGGACCUGGUUAGUGAUAAUCUCACUGAGGAAACUGUUACCACCAAUGAAAACAACUCAGAUGAGUCCUUGACUAGAUCUGUGAACGAUGAAGCUGCCGUGACUACAGUUAAAGAACUUUUUGGUGGAUCUACUAAUGAUUUGAACUCGCUAACUGAAGCUGCUGUAGCUGCAGCAGCUGAAGAUGCUCUGCAUGAUGAGGAGAUGCGACUGGAGGAGGCACAUUCAAAUUCUGGGUUUACUGAAAUACAUGUGUAUUCAACAAGAAGCAAAACAGAUGCCUCUCAUUCACGAAGUAUUGGUAAGCAGAGGAGGUUAUCUGCUAGAAAAUUGAGAAGUUUUUCAAGGGUGGAUGUGGGUAGACUGCAGAAGCUAACAUUGCCUCCUACCGACAACCAUAGGAGCUCUAGGCGGUUGGGUGCUAAUGCCCAGGAUAGAUCUCUCAGAAGAAGUAGAAGGAUCAUUAAAUCAUCUGAUGAUUAUGAGGGGAACAAUGCCAACUCACCUCCUUUUCCGUCUAAUGGUAGCGUGGAAGAGAAUGAUUCUGAGAUUAUGACAGCCGACUCCGAUUCAGAUAGUCUCAAUGAUGGCAGCUCUGUAGACUCAGGAUGUAAACCUGUAGAGGAGGAGCCUUUCACCGAAAGGAGCGAAGGAGCAACAGAGUUGAGUGACAGGCUCGACUUUCAAACUAAUGCUAAUAUUAUCAAGAAGAAAAGGAAGCCUAAUCGAAAAAGACAUAGAAGUGAUAUGGUGGCUAAAUUGGAUGAGGUUGUUUCAGAGACUGAAAUUCUCAAGACUGACUGCCUUUCACCUAGUAAUAAUGAAAAAGUGGCUGAAAAAUGUCUGAAAGAAGACGGGGAUGAGCAUCUACCCUUAAGCAAAAGGGCUAGAGUUCGUUUGGGUAAAUCAUCACCUGUUGGGGAUGAAGAUUCCAAAUUAGCUCAUGAAGCAGUAAAAACUCUGAAAGUUCCUGAAACUUCUAUACAGUCUGAUGGGGUCUUGAAUAUUAAGGUGCAUGUUCCUCCUGAUACGGAAGCAAUCCCCAUCAAAGAAGAUUCAGAUAUUUCACCUAUAUCGCAUGACAGUGCUGAUAGAAAGCCUCAGUAUUGGGAAACUAGAAAGAAUCUUGUGGAUGGUGAAGCUGCUUUACCUCCAUCAAAGCGUCUACAUCGUGCUUUGGAGGCAAUGUCUGCUAAUGAAGCUGAGCUUAGUCAGAGAACUUCUAGUUGUUCACCGAAGGUGGAUACUCCUAAUGAAGGCUGUUCUUCUGUGAAAUGCUUUGAGCUGUCCACAGAAGAAAAAGCUGUUGGUGAAUUGGGAUUAGGAUCGGUGGGGGAUCUUAGUACUGGAGCUCCUCUGUCAAGUGCUUCUGGGUCCUGUCCUGGGUUAAAUGUGGAAGUCCAAGAAAAUAAUGGGAAAACCGUUGAGGUGGUGUUAGAUUGUUGUAAAUCUUCUGGUGUUGGUAGCUCAAAUCUAGAAUCAUGCAAGGAUUCAUUUCGACAUGCUGAAGGUGUUGAGUGCUCGAAUGAGUGCCCUGAUUCUGUGCAUCAACAUUUGAAUCCGGAUUUACAGAACACUCUCAGUUUGUCUCAUUUAGACUGCAGCAGGCCAUGCUCGAUUUCAUCUCCCUAUGGUUGCAAAACCGAACCUUUAGGGUUUAAGGAGACAGAUAAGAGAACUGAUGCCAAGAUUUCCCCAAUGGACUCAGAUUCUCUCUUGGUGGAAGAGAUUACUGAUGUUUCACUUGAUAUUGAGAAAUGUAAACAUAUAGAUAGUGCAGAUUGUGGUGAUGAACUACAAAAGACAACAAGCCUUUCUUUAUCUGAGAACCAAGAUAGCCAGAGGUCUGGAUUUAUCAGAGAAGCAAGACUAUCAUGUGCAGAUUCUAAUGUUGUGCCUUCAGUUAGUCCCUUGAAAGUUUUGAGUAGCAGUCAUCUAGAAGAUGGAGUUGUCUCAGUUGCUCAGUCUUCUACACAUGUAACCGAUCGGACAGAAUCUGUUACAAAAUCAUCUCCUCCCAGUUCUUCCUUAUGCUACAUUUCAUCAUCUGAUAGUUAUGUUGAAAAGAGAGGCUCUUGCGGUAAUGCUCAAUUGCAUCCUGAAAAAGCUAAACUUGGGGUCAAGUCAAGCAAUAAGGUGGAGCUUUUGUCAUCACUUGAAGCUGUCAUCAGAUCUUUGACGAGGACAAAGGAGAGCAUUGGUCGGGCAACACGGAUUGCUAUUGACUGUGCUAAACUUGGUUUUGCAUCUAAGGUGGUUGAAUUACUGGCCCAUAAUUUGGAAAGUGAAUCAAGUCCACACAAAAAGGUUGACUUGUUUUUCCUUGUUGACUCAAUCGCGCAGUGCUCUGGCAGCAUGAAAGGUGAUGCUGGUGUAUAUCCCUCAGCAAUUCAGGCAGUCUUGUCACGUUUACUAUUGGCUGCUGCUCCUUCUGGUACUGGUUAUUGUGACAAUCAUAGGCAGUGCUUAAAAGUUUUGAGAGUGUGGCUAGAGAGGAAGAUCCUUCCAGAGACCUUAGUUCGUCACCACAUUCGAGAACUUGAUGCUCUUUAUCGUUCACAUGUUAGUGGUGGCUCUCGGAGAUCUUGUAGAUUUGAAAGGCCUUUUGAUGAUCCCAUCAGAGAAAUGGAAGGCAUGUUGGUUGAUGAGUAUGGAAGCAACUCAAGCAUCCAGCUUCCUGGUUUCCGUAUGCCUCCUAUGUUGAGGGAUUCUGAUGGAGGAAGUGAUUCUGAUGGAGAGAACUUUGAGGCUGUCACUCCUGAGCAUAAUAUGGAAAAUGUACAUGUUGAUGGAGAAUCAACUGUGACUGCUGCAGUUGAAAAGCGUAGCCAUAUCUUGGAAGAUGUUGAUGGUGAGCUUGAAAUGGAAGAUGUGGCUCCAAGCUGUGACGCUGAAGUUACUUCUACCAGUAAUAUUGCUGAUAGCCAUUAUGGAGCGCCAUUUGCUGCUCAACAACACGAGGAUGCGCAUCUGAUAUCUACACGUUUUGCGGGGUCUGCCCCACCUCCCCCUCUGCCUCCACCUCAUUCUCCCCUUCCGCCACCACCACCUCCACCUCCACCUGCGCCUCCAGCUCAUCCACUACCCCGAUCGGGUUUUCCUCCUGCUUUGCUUGAUUCUGUUCCCAAGUUUUCUCAUUCAAAUUCUCAGGAACCCAAUGCAAGGCGAUCUCCUUCACCAAGAAUCAAGCCAAGAACCUUGGACAUGGUGCAUCAUCGUCAUUACGACAACAGAGACUCUGAAGCCCAAUUGCCAAGACAGAUGCCUUACUGCAGUAAUAAUCGUCCUUGCAAUGACCAGCCUACCCCCCAUUUCUCUGGUAGAUCAUCAAAUGGCUUCCAUCCAGCAGAUGGGGCUUUCAGCAAGGGUUUUCAUCUGCCCCCACCUCACCCUGCUCCUUCAGAUCAUUUUUCAUAUGUCCAAGAGCCACGAGUCCAAUCACGAAGGGAUAUUCCACCCCCUUCUCAUCCCAACAGAUUCCCAUCGCGUAGCGCAGAAAAUGGAAACUUUUACAGGGAUCGAGACAGAUAUAAGUCUGGUCAACGGGAUAAUAUUGGAGAGCACUGGAGGCCACGGUUGCCGUCCGUCUCUGGUCCAUACCAUUGUGAUGGUUCCAGAAUGGCUCAUGCACCAAUGCCAUACUCUGGCCCAGUCCGUGAGACAGAAUUUUCCAAUAAUAGGUGGAAUUACCCUCCACGUUCCAUGAACCACAGACAAUUGAAUCCUUAUGGACCACCUUCUGACGGCCCUAUUCCGGUGGCAAAUAAAGGUCCUAACUUUUGGAAACCGAGAUAACUUGUUUGCAUCAGCUACAUCAAACUGGUAAUUUGACACGUGACCACAUCCUACGAAAAUGUUCUUGCAUGUAUUCCUGUUUGCUGAUUCUGCAAUCUAUAUGGUUAGCUCAGUCUUUCAACGGAGAGAUAACUCUUCCGGGACUGUAGAGGGAUACUGAUUUCACCAUCAAAGAAGAAAUGAUGUGCUCCUCUGGUGGUUGUACAUACAUAUGUUGUGAAUCUGUCCGUGGCUGCCCUGUGAACAGAGAAUGAGAGGCUGUUUGGUAAGUGGGAGAUGUAAUAUUAUCCCUAGGCCGCUAAAUUAUGAUUGCAUAUGUUGAAUCUAUAAGAUUUUGGAGCAACAAUAUAGGAUCUGCCUUCAACAUCAAGAUGAUGAUUUGUAUCGUCUGCCCCAUUCUCUUUGUUUCUAAUUAGGUGGCUGUCGUUGUAUAAUUAUUACGGUUACCCUGUACAUUUUGAGUUGUUCGACUUCCUCAGCCGAUCACAAUUAUUCUAGCUCAAGGUUACAUGUCAUUAACCAAAUUUUCCUCUAUAAUGGCAAUAUAUUGCGUAUUGCAUCUUGGCUCUAA
Salvia miltiorrhiza (redroot sage) is the source of this 5073-nucleotide messenger RNA. RefSeq names its product protein HUA2-LIKE 3-like. Gene Ontology annotation, molecular function: transcription coregulator activity; double-stranded DNA binding. The record is from RefSeq and is a predicted model, not a curated record. Gene Ontology annotation, cellular component: nucleus. Bases 372 to 4502 code for a protein of 1376 amino acids. Gene Ontology annotation, biological process: regulation of transcription by RNA polymerase II. The transcript has 11 exons. NCBI's taxonomy places the organism in Eukaryota, Viridiplantae, Streptophyta, Magnoliopsida, Lamiales, Lamiaceae.